GGCAGGCCACCAGCUGACCUCUCUCGCCGUCCCUAGUACCCACAGUGGCGCGCCCUCACCAGCGCCCCGGCGCUCGGGCCAAUGCGCCCGGGCGCGCCAGCUGCACGCGGGCCCGGGCGCGCGCGAUUGGCAGCCCCCAGCCUCAGCCCUCCCGCCCCACCCCCUCCGACAAAGUCCGGCCCCCGCCCGCUGCGCGGCGGCCGCCGCUUCCCCCUCGCUGCCCCGGGGUUGUCCCGCGCGGGGCCCGAUUCCGGCCGCGCGUUCCUCCCCGGCGCCGCGGAGCCACCGCGUUCGAGACGCCCGCAGUCGGCGCAGUCGUCUCCCGGGCCGGAGCAUGAAGGUCGAGUUUGCGCCGCUCAACAUCCCGCUGGCGCGGCGGCUGCAGACGGCCGCGGUGCUGCAGUGGGUCCUGUCCUUCCUGCUGCUCGCACAGGUGUGCAUUGGAAUCAUCGUGAUACUGAUCAUAUACAACUGUUGGUUCCUCUAUGUCCCUUAUAUGACAUGGCUUUACUUUGACUGGAGUACCCCAGAGCAAGGAGGCAGGAGAUCCAAGUGGGUCAGAAGCUGGACCAUUUGGAAGUAUUUUAAGGACUAUUUUCCAAUUCACCUCAUCAAAACUUGGGAUUUGGAUCCAAGUCACAACUAUAUAUUUGGGUUUCACCCCCAUGGAGUGCUUGUUGCUGGAGCCUUUGGAAAUUUUUGUACAAAUUAUUCGGACUUCGAGGAGCUGUUUCCUGGCUUCACCGCAUAUCUUCAUGUGCUCCCAUUUUGGUUCCGCUGUCCUCUCUUUCGAGAAUACCUGAUGACCAGUGGGUCAGUCUCAGUUUCUAAGAAAAGUGUGUCCCAUGUGCUGAGCAAGGAGGAAGGUGGAAACAUUUCAGUCAUUGUUCUUGGGGGUGCAGAGGAAUCACUGGAUGCCCAUCCUGGAAAAUUCACUCUGUUCAUCCGCCAACGGAAAGGAUUUGUUAAAAUUGCUUUGACCCAUGGUGCCUCCUUGGUCCCAGUGUUUUCUUUUGGAGAAAAUGAGCUAUUUAAACAAGUUAACAACCCUCAAGGCUCAUGGCUUCGAACUGUGCAAGAGAAGCUACAGAAGGUCAUGGGGUUUGCUUUGCCGCUGUUCCACGCCAGAGGAAUUUUUCAAUACAAUUUUGGCCUGAUGCCCUAUAGGAAACCUAUCCACACUGUUGUUGGCCGCCCAAUCCCUGUUCAUCAGACUCUGCACCCAAGCCCGGAGCAGAUUGAGGAGUUGCAUCAGACCUACAUGGAAGAGCUAAGGAAACUAUAUGAGGCACACAAAAGGAAGUACGGUAUUCCCGAGCACGAAACUCUCAUUUUUAAGUAACUAUACUCUUAGAAGGCAUUCGAGAGGAUGAGAGAACAUCCCAUUGGAGGAUACAUAUUUUAACUAAGGACUUUUUUCUUUGACUCUGGAAUCAAAGUGGCAAAUGAAAAGUAUUAUUUAUGGUGACAGAUGUUGAUGUGUAUCCGUGGGAAAUAAAAAUACAGUGGGUGACUGUAGGAGAAGGUUGGCGAUGACUAUAACCCUUCUAAUAAUCCUCCUCACUUGGGAAGGUGCAAGCAUUUCUCGGGGUAAGAAAAGGUUUAGGAUUAUUUGCUCAAAAAAAAAAUGACAGUUUCAAAAAAUAAUUAGACCCUUUUACCAAAAUCACAAGAAUUUAAGGUGGUGUCUUCACUAAAUAUGAUAGCUCUUAUUUAGCACAGCUGGAACAGUUAGGAGACGGUGUGUAAACUAAUUUUCCAUACCGAGCUAGAGGAGAUCAUUUUUUUUUUUCUGCUUGAACGUUCAGACCAUUUUUUGGUGAAUAAUGUUACUUUUCAGAGUUAGAUAAUUUGAUCCUUUAGGUCACAUCAACCAAUGCAUUUUUAUACAAUAGUGCAGAAUUUUCAUGCAGGUUUUGAAAUAGGAUGAAUCUACCAUCUGGAAACCCAUGUGGAGGAGAGUAUGUCUCCUCAUUUCUAUUCAUGCUUAGAAAUAUUCAUGCUUGUCAUUUGCUCAGAAGUAUGUUCAUUUGCUAUAUAGACAAGGAGGUCUUUUGGGAGACAUGCUUUAGAACAUUAAAAUCCCUCAAGGUUUUCAUGGUAAUAGAAAUGGUUUUAAUUUUCUUCCCAAAUGGCCUCUUUGAGUAAGACCAGCUAUGAGAGGAAGUGCACUCUCUGGUUGUGAGGUGCCCGUUACAGCGGUCUGGUCCACGAGAGUGGGAACCCUGUUCCUCCUCUGCAUUGAUCUCUCCCCAGUGCCUGGGCCAGGCACAAGAUAAGUACUUGUUUAGUGAAUGUAUUUAUAGAUGAACCCACAAACCACCUUUGCCUUAAGAUGAAGAAUUUUUAUGAACCUAUUAUAAGAAAAGACCUUCUUUCAGAAGGAGAGAAUGUGCUGGGUCUGUUUGUCUCAGGACAGUAAUCGACAAGACUUACUUGUCAAUUACCAUAACGAAGAAGAAUGUGUAGUUUCUAGAUGAUCUCCAUUGCUGCUUGUUGCUUCUCUCCCUCCUCCACUCUAGGUAUUUGGGGGCAUCUUCCCUGAGUUGUCCUAACUUACUAGUAAUAUAUCUUCAGACCUCUGAUUUUUAAAAGAUCAAGCCUUGGGCUAGAGCCUGGACUGAGUUCAGCAUCAGCCAGACAAAACCAUGCUGGGGAAUGCCUUGAGUAGGAGAGCAUUUCACACAGGAAAAAGCAAACCUCCUCCAUGCUUCCAUUUGAGGUUGUUUUGGCCGGCAUCACUUUGGCUUCACGCUGGUUGAGCAAUCCAGGAGUCCACUGACCCAUGGCCUUGAAAUUAGAUCAAUUUUGUAAUCGAAGCAGGGAAUAGGGCACAACCUAUUUUUCAUAGAUGGAGAAAAUUUGACUAUAAAUCCUUUUUUGGUAUUACUCGACACCAGCCAGGCAUCCAGGAGCACUAUUUAUGGAAAAUGACGCACCCCCGCUGGUCAGGGGUCAGUCUUCAGAAUAGAGCUGUGAAGGCCACAUAACCACAACAGUAAAGACCUUUAAGUUAUUAUAAAACCCAUGAAUUUCAUUCCUUUAGGGAAACUUAUUAAGAACUCACAACACAUAGUCUCUUGUGAUUUCAUGAAGGUAUGAUUUUUAAUCUCGUACUUGGUAGUGGGGGCCAAGCUGAGCCCCCCAACAUCAGCUGGGUCAUCUAGGAAGCAGUUAAAGCCCACAUGUAGUAAAACAGAGGCACUGAAAAAUGAAAAAAGUUUUGCUCUGAUGAAUUUAUCUCAAAUUUUGCCAUUUCAGAAAUCCAGACAUCAGCAACUUUAAUUUUGGCAUCUGUAAAGAUCUUAUUUUUAGGUACAAAUUAGGGAUUUUAUCUCUUUUUCUUUCUCUGGGUCUCCAGAGGUCUUAAUCCAGCCAGAAGUCCCUUCAUAAAGUCAGAGUGUACAAGGAAGCUCCUUAUAGUCCUACAGAUUGCAGAUGAAGAUGUGGACAUGAAUUUUUGCUACAGCACAAAUGUGAGCCAUAUAUUGUAUUCACUAAUAUAGUGUGACAGAAAUCGCCUCUGUUUUAAAGAUUCUCAUCUACUCUGUAAUUGCACAUAAAAUUUAAAUAGCAAAGCCUAACAAUAACAGCAAGAAAAAUAACCCCAGGACACAGUAAGAGAAACUGAGCUAAUUGCCUUGAGAAAAUGUGCACUUAUGAUUUAAUUUGGACAUUUCUGUCUCCUGUUUCUCUUGCAUACUGGGCACAAGCUGAGUCAUUUCCUUUGUCUCGCAGCUAGAAGGAUUGAAAUUAUCCAUAUCCAGCUAAGUCGAUUAUGCUCACAUUGAAGGUUGCAGCUUUGGUCCUUAGGAGGGCCAGCCAGUUUUGCUGUGUCCCAACGGGAACCAGGGCAAGAGAUGCUGCAUGAUUUAUGAAAACCUUUCACUGGGACUAGGGAGACAAUCAAAGUAUAUAUACUGCAGGGACGAUGAGUAAGCCUUUAUUGUGUGCAUAGCAUUAAAAGUACAAUCCCUGCCUUCAGGAGAAGGUACGCUUCUGUCCUGGGAAGCACAGAAGGUAGAAUCGAGAUGCAAUGUCCACACUUCUGUAACUUGGCAAUUCUUCCAAACCACCGCACCCACAAUGCAAAUUACCAAGGUUUGUGACAAAUAUGAAAACACGUUUUGGGUGCAUUUACUCUGUCUUCUUUUCCUCGGACAAGAGACAACGUGGAUGGGAUUUGUUGAUUGGUGGUGGGUUUUUGUUUUUUGGGUUUUUUUCCCCAGUAGCCAAGAUGGCCAGUUCUCAUACUGUAUUUGUCUUUUUUAAACUAAGUGAUAGAAUGCCUAUUUCUGGGGCUGGGAGAGUUACUUUCAAAUAGAAUUUGUAUAUCUUUUCAAAGGAAAAAAGAAACAAGGCAACUUCCAUAUAACCACCUAGUUGUGCCAGUUUCUCUAGGAUGGCAAAUACAGAAGCAGCUUUUUAUAUUUAAAACCAAGGAAUUUGUCAAAUACCUUAUAUAUCAGUUAUUUGAUUUAAUCCUUCCCAGAUACAGCCUAGUGCCAUAUCUUAUAUGGGAAGGCGAAGAAGGUCUAACUCCAUCCAUUGUUUGCUCAUGGGAUGAUGGAUCCUGAGGUAGUAGAAUCUGCAUCUUGUGUGCCUUUGAUCCUGCCCCCAAUGGAGUGUGGGCCUUCAACGCUCUCUGGGGGUUGGGAGGGUGAACGCUUAUGGCGCUAAGCUGGAAGUGCAAUAGACUGUGUCAAUAGAAGCCAAGUUCUGGAGCUAGAAGGGGCUUCGUGUCUGGCAUUAGUCCUUCUGCAGAUGAAGCAGUUGAACCGCAGCAGCUUAUGUGGAUUGGCACCCACUCCACAUUCGUAUUCCUCUGCCCUGAUGGAACAGGAGGAGGGAGAUAUGGCUCUUCCAUAAUUAUUGAUUAAUCAACCUGUGAAUCCUUCUAUAAAACUCAAGUGUCCAAACACAGAGCAUGAUUAAAAAUACUCCUGAAAUGUAAGGGAUUUAACAGCUCUGAAGCGAGCUCUGUCUUCUUGGGACCUAGAACAUUUUUCUUUUUUGAGACCGGUACACCGCAUUGUUGAUUUUUUCCUUCUGCAAGAGCUAUUUUGGUGAUGUGCACUGGGGGACGUCCAAGUUGUUCAACAACAAGCUAAGCCACUAGAGCCUAUAUAUUAUUGAGCAGCAGGAUAAGGCAAAGUGCUUUAUGCCCAGGGUGAGUGAAAGAUCUUCCCUCUCUGUCACGUUGUGACCAUUAAUACAGGUCCAGGCAGUCCCAUUACUCAGAAGUGGAAGCAAAUCUGUCACCAUACUGACAGCCCUAAGCCCAUUCUGGCUCUAGCUUCAUCCAGCUGGGUUGUUACAGCUGCUUUUUUUUUUUAACAGCUCUUAGAUUCUGGUUAAGAAUUAUCUUAGGCUGGGGCGCCUGGGUGGCUCCGUCAUUAAGCGUCUGCCUUCAGCUCGGGUCAUGAUUCCAGGGUCCUGGGAUCGAGCCCCGCAUCGGGCUCCCUGCUCAGCGGGAAGCCUGCUUCUCCCUCUUCCACUUCCCCUGCUUGUUUUCCCUCUCUCGCUGUGUCUCUCUCUGUCAAAUAAAUAAAUAAAAAUUAAAAAAAAAAAAAGAAUUAUCUUAGGCUCUCUUGAGAAUAAAGAUAAAUCUGAUCUUGUAUUCCUAAGGGCUGUCUAAUCCUCCCCUGCUCCGUUUCCAGACCCACUUGGAGCCUUCGGUCUGGUUGGUUUCCAAUUGUCCCAUGUGGGGUACAGUCAUGCGGAGACAACCAGAAAACACAGCUGUGCUAUUCUUUUCUACCUUCCAUGGGCUUCUGUUUCAAAUAAUCCUUUAGCCUCUGGUCCUCCACUAACUGGCUGGGUGCCCUGGGCUCUUUCCUUCCUCUUAGGAGUGAAUGAUCUUUAUGAGGUCCCCUCUGGCUCUAUCUCUAUGGUCUGUGCCUGGCCCUUGUUCUCUCAUGGUAAUGACAUUUAGUGGGAGAUGGAGCUUUAUCUGCAGACUGCUUUUUCCUCUGCCACCGUCCCUUGUCUUCCUCUGGGCAUGCGGAGUGUUCAAAUGACUGUCUCCCUUUCUUAGUAUAUGGAAAACAAAUUGCUAGAGAUUUCUCCAGCUGCACAGUGACCUUUAGGCAUGGUGUUCCUAAGAAACCGUUUCAUUCUCUAAAUAAAAACUGGAGACAUUUAUCGAAGCGGUUUCCUUCCUUUUUUCUAUUAUGCUAUGUUAAUCACCAUACAUGACAUCGUUAGUUUUUGAUGUAGUGUUCCAUGAUUCAUUGUUUGCAUAUAACACCCAGUGCUCCAUGCAGAACGUGCCCUCUUUAAUACCCGUCACCAGGGGUUUCCUUCUUUAUAUGGCUCAAAACUGUGAAAUAACAGUUUAUUUCUUGUUAAAAUCUUUAUAGGAGAUGGCGAAUUUUUGUACUUUCUGUAUUGGACUUGUUGCUGUGUGCUUUUUAAAUGCUCUCGGUUUAUAACGUUUUGACCAAUAAAUGUGUUUUAUGCCCAAGUCGUAACCAUGUGGGCAUGGUGUUGUA
This is a messenger RNA of Mirounga angustirostris (Northern elephant seal), 6494 nucleotides long. It is a transcript of the gene MOGAT1, whose product is annotated as monoacylglycerol O-acyltransferase 1. The record is from RefSeq and is a predicted model, not a curated record. Gene Ontology annotation, molecular function: diacylglycerol O-acyltransferase activity. Lineage: Eukaryota; Metazoa; Chordata; Mammalia; Carnivora; Phocidae. Gene Ontology annotation, cellular component: endoplasmic reticulum membrane. Gene Ontology annotation, biological process: triglyceride biosynthetic process; diacylglycerol biosynthetic process. Bases 335 to 1342 code for a protein of 335 amino acids. The transcript has 6 exons.